Messenger RNA from Phytophthora nicotianae INRA-310, 2030 nucleotides. RefSeq lists its product as hypothetical. Lineage: Eukaryota; Oomycota; Peronosporomycetes; Peronosporales; Peronosporaceae. Bases 404 to 1957 code for a protein of 517 amino acids. The record is from RefSeq and is a predicted model, not a curated record. Gene Ontology annotation, cellular component: sno(s)RNA-containing ribonucleoprotein complex; small-subunit processome; nucleus. The transcript has 2 exons. Gene Ontology annotation, biological process: rRNA processing.
AAGGUACCCUAAUAAUGGCCUCAGUUUGACUGGAUCACGAAAGGGUAGCAACUCUAUUGGACGCAGCAGACUGCAGAGACCGCUAUGGACGCGUCCGUGAUCGCCAGCUUCCGUGAGAAGGUGGUGCAGAAACCCGAGGUGUGUGUGACGUCUUGAUCUGUUGCUGGAGUGUCUAGAGGUGCUGAAAUUUACCGUGUAUUGAUCUGUGCAGUUGUUUUUCACUCCGUCGGAAGAGGUGGCAAAGGAGAUUAAGGCGUUCGCUAAGCAUGCAUACGACCGAACGUCUAAAUACCAGAGCAAGAGUGGCGGUGCUACGGCACUGGACGAGCUGUACGUGGACGGCUUCGACGCGGACCAGGUCUGGGAGCAGCUCCGUCUACUGAACGGCCCGUUGGUGACCGAGAUGACACAGCGAAUUCGUACAUUCCACAAGAACCCGGACAAUAUUUUGCUAUUCCCGUCAGAAAAGCAGGAGGAGAGUGAAGAAGAAGAAGAGGAGGAGGAGCAAGAGGAGGAACAGAAGGACAGCGACGCUGAUAGCGACGAGAAGGACAGUGACGACGACGAGAAUUCGGACGAUGACACUGCCGACUCCGACGAGGAAGAGAAGGAGGUUAAGAAAAGUAAGAAGAAAGCUAAGAAGGCCCGCGAUGUCGCCGAGGAUGGCUUUUUCGACUGGGAUGAGAUGGAUAAGGCAGCAGAAGAGGAAGAGGAGGAAGAUGAAGACAUGGACGACGAUAUGGACGGCGACGAUAGCGAGAAUGGUGAAGAUGAAGAUGACGACGAUGAAUCGGAGAUGGAAGAAGAUUCAGACGCCGAGACCGCGGAGGAGAUGAAAUACGACGACUUUUUCGGUGAUGAAGAUGAGGAAGGUGACGAGGGUGAUGAAGAAGAGGAAGAAGAGCUUAAUGACGUCGAUAUGCAGGACGGCGACAACGACGACGAGGAAUACCCGACUAUCAAGCGCUCGAAACCUGAUGAGGACGAGAAUGUCGACGACGAGGAGCUUGCUGAGCGCGGUAUCAUGUCGUCGCACCAGCGUCAGCGUCAACGUCUUCAGAAGGAGAUUAAGGAUCUGGAACAGGAGGCUAUCAGCGAGAAGCCGUGGCUUCUGAAGGGUGAGGUGCGCUCUGCUGCGCGUCCAGAGAAUAGUUUGCUAGAAGCGGUGCUGGACUACGACCGACCAGUGAAGGCUGCCCCUGUGAUCACCGAGGAAGUGUCGAUCGCACUUGAGGAAAUGAUCAAGAAGCGCAUCUUGGAAGACGAUUAUGACGAUGUGAUCCGUAAGUUCGCUGGUAACGAAGAGGACCAGAAGAACAAGCUGGAGGAAGUGUCUAUGGAGAAGUCGAAGGAGGGACUGGGUGAGAUUUACGAGAAGGAAUACAUGAAGACAGCCAUGGGCUUCGAAGCCGAUGACGAGUCCAAGCAGGACCAGGAGGAGAUCGAAGUGAUGUUCAAGAGCCUCUGCUGGAAGCUCGACGCGCUGUCCAACUACCACUUUACGCCCAAGCCGGCCGUCAAGGAGCUGCAGGUCAAGCCUGCGGUGCCUGCUAUUGCAAUGGAGGAGGUGGUGCCGAUCAGUGUCAGCGACGCGAACUUGAAGGCGCCCGAGGAAGUGUACGAGAAGAAGCGCAAGCGCGGCGAGGCUGUGCUGCAGUCCAAGGAGGAAAUGACUCAGACGGAGCGCAAGGCGCUGCGCAACGCCAAGAAGCACGCACGGAGGAAGGAGAAGCGCCAGCGCGAGUUCGACGAGCGGCUGGUGGCCAAGCUCAACCCCGGACUGGGCAACAAGUACGAGAAGAAGAAGAUGCUCGAGAGCAUCGCUGGCGCCAAGAACAUCACCACGGGCAAGCAGAUCGAGGGCUCGUCCAAGCAGUUCUCCAACUCGAAGGAGUUCUUCACACGCCUGCAGGACGAGGUGCAGGAAAAAAUCAGGAGUGCAAGCAGCAGCAAGUAGAGAGACGAUGCCUCACGUUAAGCGGCAGCUGGCCGCGUCUUCGAGCAAUAGAAUGGAUUUUGUGCAUUUUGUA